Messenger RNA from Musca domestica (house fly), 5603 nucleotides. RefSeq lists its product as uncharacterized. The coding region runs from base 487 to 2211 and encodes 574 amino acids. Gene Ontology annotation, biological process: autophagy of mitochondrion; protein lipidation; protein localization to phagophore assembly site. Gene Ontology annotation, molecular function: phosphatidylinositol-3,5-bisphosphate binding; protein binding; phosphatidylinositol-3-phosphate binding. Gene Ontology annotation, cellular component: cytosol; phagophore assembly site membrane; extrinsic component of membrane. Lineage: Eukaryota; Metazoa; Arthropoda; Insecta; Diptera; Muscidae. The record is from RefSeq and is a predicted model, not a curated record. The transcript is spliced from 5 exons.
AACAAAACAAGAUAUAGAACAACAGCAACAACUCAAGUCAAAACAAAACAAAAUUGCUUGCUUGUAUUUACUCUGACGUCUCUGGGCGCACAACACACAAACAGAGCAGAGCAGAGAUACAAUAGAGAAAUAGAGAAUUGAGUACAUAAAAAAACCGAACAAAAUCAAACAAAAGAAAUAUAAACAUUUUAAAAAGUUGAUUGUUUUUUAGUUCAGCAGUUGAAAAAGUGCAGUUGAAAAGUGAAGUUUAUUAAAUAGAGAAAUCUAAAAUAAACGUAAACGAAAAGCAAUUAGCAAUUGAAGAAGUUCUGUGACAGCUGAGAAAUAAAAAAAUUAUUGCAAAAUUGUAAUAAAAAUAAAGAAAGUAUAACGAAAUAUAGCAAAGCAAAUCGAAGCAUUAUUGUGAAAUCUGUUGAGGCGAUUUGAAAUUGAAAGUAAUACAAAAAAAAAAAAAAGAAAAGUGUCCAGUAGGAAGAAGAACCAACAAUGUCUUCGAGCAAUACCAACACAACUUCAUCAUUGUCAUCGUCCUCCUCUAAGGCAGGCUAUGAAAUGAAUUUUAAUCAGGAUUUUACUUCCAUUUCGGUCCUGAGCAAUGAUGGCUUUCGCCUCUACUCGAUCAAUGCCAGCGAUAAAAUUGAUGAAAUUUUCGCCAAAGAAAACACCGAACAGAUACGAAUUGUCGAACGCCUUUUCAAUAGCUCCCUGGUAGUGCUGGUCACUCACCAAAAACCCAACUGUCUGAAAAUGUUACAUUUCAAAAAGAAACAGGACAUCUGCAAUUGUGUCUACCCAUCGGACAUCCUGUGCGUGCGAAUGAAUCGCUAUCGCUUGGUCGUCUGCCUGGCCGAAAGUAUUCACAUUCAUGACAUUCGCGAUAUGAAAAUUUUACAUUCCAUUGAGAAUAUUGCUCCCAAUGAGUUGGGUCUGUGUUCACUGUCGUUAAAUUCGCAUUUGGCAUUUCCCAUCUGCACCACCAGUGGAGAGUUGAGAAUUUUCAAUGCCAAUAAACUGAAAACAGGGCUGACCAUUAAGGCCCAUGAUACAGCUCUCUCGGCAAUGGCAUUUUCACCCAGUGGCACACUCUUGGCUACCGCCUCGGAGCGUGGAACUGUGAUACGUGUAUUUUGUGUUAAGAAUGGCCAGAAAGUUCAGGAAUUCCGACGUGGAGUGAAACGUUGUGUACGCAUUGCAUCGCUGGUGUUUUCCACAACAGGGGACUUUUUGUGUGCCUCCUCGAAUACGGAGACGGUGCACAUUUUUAAGAUUGACACCAAGGCCGUGGAGGCUGCGGAACGCAAGGCUUCUAUUGAUGAUUCCAAAAAAUCCACGGCAAAUGGUACAUCACCAUCCUCCGCCAGCACUGGUACCACAUCCGCCACCUCGGCAUCAAGUACAAAUACAGAAAAUUCCUCUUCGACAACUCCCUCCACAAAACAGCAUCAGCAAUCACAACAACAACCUCCCUCUACUUCAAAUACCACAAAUGCCGUAUCUAAUCCCGCCACAAACCCUGCCUCUAUUUCCUCAGCUUCCAGUAAUUCCUGGUCCAUGAGUGGUUAUCUUUCCAAGGCCAUGUCUUCAUAUUUAAUACCUUCACAAAUUGGUGAUGUCUUGAGUCAAGAUCGGGCCUUUGCCACAGCUGUAUUGGGUCAACCUGGCCUUAAACAUGUCUGUGGCCUGGCACGCAUACAAAAGGAGCUGCGACUCCUGCUGGCCUGUGAAGACGGAUUCCUUUACAUACAUGAGUUCAAUAGUGAAAAGGGUGGACCAUGUAAGCUGCUGCAUGUUCAUGAUUUGCGUUAUACCUUGGAUGGUGUGAUAGAACUCAAUCUCUCCGAUAGCAUGGACAAAAUUUCCUUUUCCGGAAAUUUACCCUCCACACCAACAAGCAACCCUUCCUCAGGUUUCUCAGCGGAUGCUGUCUCACCUUCUGCCGCCGGCGGUGUUUCACCACAUUCCAAGGACUCUGCCUCAUCGUCGCCGCACAGCAAAUCCAGUUCCAUGAGCAGUGUUAGCGUUAUCAUAGAAAAUCCCGAUCCCUCAACUGACAAUUCAUAUGCCAGCAUAUUAAAGGGUACCGAACCCGGGCUGAAUACUCUUACAGCAGAUUCGGCGAAAUUUCGAAAACUUUGUGAUGCCAUUGACACACCUACUAAAUUGUAUGAUGAGCGACAGUUUCCCCCCGUAGCCAUAGCGGCCAAAGAUUGACCGAAAACGGUGACAACAACAACAACAACUGCAACAACAAGCCUAGCUAAAAUGCAACGUUUAAAAUGAUUGCUGCUUAUUAGAAUAGGAAGUCUUCUAUAAAUUGAUGAUGAUGGUUUGAAUCAUGGCUAUUGUUUUAUUUAUUAUAACCAAUUUAUUUUUGUUAAAAUAAAAAAAUCGAAAAAAAAAAUUAAAAUUUCGAAGUAUCUCCAACAAAAAAAACUUAAAAAUGUAAAAAAACCCUACAUUAAAAAAAAAAUAUGAAGCAUACUUAACCAUAGACUUUGUCGAUACUAUGUAUAUGUAUUUCUUAACUCUUAUAUUUAGCAUUUAUUUAAACGAAUAUAUUUAUGAUUUUAUUAAAAUAAUUCAUAUUUUUAGAUAUUUUAUCAAUAUAACUGCUCUAAAACAUUUUAUGACAAAUAAAGUUCAAAUUAGUUGCAAUUUAGAAAUUAAAUUAAAAAAAAAAAUACUCUCAUCUCUAAUUUUUCAUAAUUAAAAAAUAAAUAUGACAAAUAAAACAAAAUAUAUAUUAUAUUAAGUGUAAAAUAAAUAGAAAAAGGAACUAGAAAAAAACUAAAAUAAUUAAAAAGAAAGAUUUUAAAAAUGUAAAAAAAAUAUUAAACUAUUUUGUGUACUAAAGAGAACUCUCCUUUAUAGAAAAAUAAUAAUAAUAAUAAUAAAAUGGCCUUUAGCCUAUAAAGGUAUUAUAGAAACAAAAUAUGCAAAUUAAACUAUCAGAAAUUUUUUCCUUCUAAUUUUCAAAAAUGUAUUCGAAAUUUCCUGUUUUUUUCUAAGAACCACAUAAAACCUCCUUAGCAAUCCUUUCAGUAAAUCCAAAUAUCCAACAGAAACUACCCCAAUUUUGUUCCUUCUAAUUUCCAAAAAUAUAUUUUAGAAAUUUAUUUUUUUUCCAAAACCCUAUAAAAUCCCUUUUAACUUUGUGACAAUCCCUUCUGUAAAUCCAAAUUUAAAAUCAAAAUAUCCAAAUAAAACUAUCACAAUUUUAUUCAUUCUAAUUUUCAAAAAUAUAUUCAAAAUUUCCUCCUUUUCUCAGAGCUAUAUAAAACCCCCAUAGCUUUGUAGCAAUCCCCCUCUAUAAAUCCAAAUUUGAAAUAAAAAUUUCCAAAUUAAACUAUCACAAUUGGCUACCUUCCAAUUUUCAAAAAAAAAAAAAAAUCGAAAUUUCCUGUUUUUUUCUAAGAACCACAUAAAACCCCCUUAACUUUGUGAUAAUCCCCCCUGCAAAUCCAAAUUUAAAAUCAAAAUAUUGAAAUAAAACUACCAAAAUUUGAUUCCUUCCAAUUUUCACAAAAAAAUAAAUUUUCUGUUUUUUUUUCUCAGAACAACAUAAAACCCUCUUAACUUUGCGAUAAUCCCUUACGUUAAUACAAUUUUAAAAUCAAAAUUUCCAAAUAAAACUACAAGAAUUCGAUUCCUUCCAAUUUUCAAAAAAAAAAAAAAAAAAAAAAAAAUUCCUGUUUUUUUUUCAGAACCACGUAAAACCCCCUUUAACUUUGUGACAAUUCCCCACUGUAAAUCCAAUUUUAAAAUCAAAAUUUCCAUAUAAAACUACCACAAUUCAAUUCAAUUCAAUUCAAAAAAAAAAAAAAAAACAAAAAAAAGUCGAAACUUCCUGUAAAUCCAAAUUUAAAGUCAAAAUAUCCAAAUGAAUUGAAACACAAUUUUGUUCUUUUAAUUUCCAAAAAAAACCUUCGAAAUUUCCUUUUUUUCUCUCAGAACCACAUAAAACCCCCUUUAACUUUGUGUCUGUCCUACCAAUGAAGCUACCACAAUUCGACCCCUCCCAAUUUUCAAAAAAAAAAAAAAAAAAAAACAUUCGAAAUUUCCUGUUUUUUUUUCUAAGAACCACAUAAAACCCCUUUUAACUUUGUGGCAAUCUUUUCUGUAAAUCCAAAUUUAAAAUCAAAAUAUCCAACAGAAACUGCCCCAAUUUUGUUCCUUCUCAUUUCCAAAAAAUAUAUAUUCGAAAUUUAUUUUUUUCCCAAAACCCCCUUUAACUUUGUGGCAAACCCCCCCACAUAAAACCCCCUUUAACUUUGUGACAAUCCCCCUAAAAAUCAAAAUACCAAAUGGAACUACCACAAUUUGAAUCUUUCCAAUUUUUUAAAAAAAAAAAAAAAACAUUCGAAAUUUCCUUUCUUUCAAAACCACAUAAAACAAUCUUAAACUUUGUGACAAUCCCUUCGACACUUCCAAAUUUAAAAUCAAAAUAUCCAAAUGGAACUACCACAAUUUGAAUCCUUCUAAUAUUCAGAAACAAAAAUAUAUUCGAAAUUUUCGUUUUCUCUCAGAAGCAUUUAAAACCCCCUUAACUUUGGGACAAUCCCUCCCUGUAAAUCCAAAUUUAAAAUCAAAAUAUCCAAAUGAAAUGAAUCGCAAUUUUAUUCCUUCAAAUUUUUCGAAAAAAAAAAUAUAUAUAUAUAUAUUCAAAAUUUCCUUUUUUAAAACCACACGAAACCCCCUUUACUUUCAAAUUUUCAAAAAAAAUGUAUUCGAAAUUUCCUUUUUUUCAAAACCACACAAAUCUGAAAUCCAAAAAUCCUAAUUUCCAAAAAACCUUUGAAAUUUCCUGUUUUUUUUUUUUCAGAACCACAUAAAACCCCCUUUUACUUUGUGACAAUUCCUCCCUGUAAAUUGAAAUUGAAAUCAAAAUAUCCAACAGAAACUAACACAAUUUUGUUCCUCCUAAUUUCCAAAAAAUAUAUUCGGAAUUUAUUUUUUUUCCAAAACCACAUAAAACCUCCUCUUAACUUUGUGACAAUCUCCCUCUGUAAAUCCAAAUUUAAAAUCAGAAUAUCCAACUGAAACUAACACAAUUUUAUUUCUUCUAAUUUUCAAAAAAAAAAAAAAAAAAAAAUCAAAAUUCCCUUUUUCCUCCAAAAUUUUGUGACAAUCCCCCUAAAUCAUAAUAUCCAACAGAAACUACCAUAAUUUUUCAUAAUUUUUUCCUUCUAAUUUUCAAAAAAAAAAAAAAAAUCCCUUUUUCCUCCAACAAAAAACCCUUUUACUGAACCCCCCUUAACUCUGUGUCAAUCCACCCCCCUCUCUGUAAAUCCAAAUUUAAAAUCAUUCCAUUUUUUUUUUUGAAAUUCACAGAUGUUUCUUUUAUUAUAAAUGUGAUUAGCUAUAGAGAUUUUAUUCUUUCCAUUGGAAUCUAAUGUCAAUGUACCUUAUUAAGAUUAAAAAAAAAACACAUUUUGAAAAUCACAAUAGACGCUACACAUGUGUAUAUGUAUGACUUGUAUAUUCCAAUUAGUUUUAAUUUUUAAGCAAACUGUGUGAACCAACAAAACUACAUAAAACAACAACAAAUAAAUGCAAUAAAUUGAUAUGCAAUAAAUAUGUAUCUCAUGAAGGACGAAACGAAA